AUGAUGGGGCACUAUUCCUCCCACUGACACCAAUGAUGGGGCACUAUUCCUCCCACUGACACCAAUGAUGGGGCACUAUUCCUCCCACUGUGACACCAAUGAUGGGGCACUAUUCCUCCCACUGACACCAAUGAUGGGACACUAUUCCUCCCACAUUGACACCAAUGAUGGGGCACUAUUCCUCCCACUGACACCAAUGAUGAAACACUAUUCCUCCCACUGACACCAAUGAUGGGGCACUAUUCCUCCCACUGAUACCAAUGAUGGGACACUAUUCCUCCCACU
Molecule: messenger RNA, 285 nt
Organism: Staurois parvus
Lineage: Eukaryota; Metazoa; Chordata; Amphibia; Anura; Ranidae
Source: the annotation of a GenBank genome assembly